Molecule: messenger RNA, 228 nt
Organism: Trichoderma asperellum CBS 433.97
Lineage: Eukaryota; Fungi; Ascomycota; Sordariomycetes; Hypocreales; Hypocreaceae
Source: RefSeq, a predicted model, not a curated record
AUGGCUGCUUCUAAUAAACUCUUCUUCCUCUUUCUGUGGGACUGCCUUAAAGGUAGAUCUUGCCCUUGGCCUUGGAUGCGGCGACCCCCCGGCACAUUGAUCGAAGCUUCCGAACCCGCCUACCCUUUUGAUGGCGGUCUAACGCUGCCAUCGACUCCCCCCUGGCCGAAGCUAAUCAUGUUCUGUACCCGAACCGACUUGGACUCUGUCUUGUCUCUUAAGAUUUAA